UUUCAAGAUCAUGAUUUUCAACUUGCUAUUUUGGAUUAUGCUGCUGACUAUUUAAAUUUAAAAGAUUACAAGUUAACUAAUCUAACAAAAGCACAAGGCAGAUUUGCUGCCAGUUCUCAUUCUAUUGCUGUUGAUUCUCAUGGUUGCUGA
Molecule: messenger RNA, 150 nt
Organism: Dentiscutata heterogama
Lineage: Eukaryota; Fungi; Glomeromycota; Glomeromycetes; Diversisporales; Gigasporaceae
Source: the annotation of a GenBank genome assembly